CUGCCUCCUUUCCGGGGCUUUUUCCCCCCCUCCUUCCCCCCCCCACCCCCCUUCUUUUCGUUGUUACUCCACACCCGUUGCCAAACCCUGGAUGAUCCAUGCUUGUCCUCUUUGCCUGGAGAGCAUAAAUACCACUGGGGAGCUCUGUGAGACUGCACUUGGUAUGAGUUGCUGAGCUGAGACCUUGCACAUCUCGCACCUCCCGAGGCUUGUUCCAUCCUUCUCCCCUCCUCCUAGCUUAAAUAUUUCAGAUACAUAAUUUAUUUUCCACAAGCAGGCUUGGAGAAGCUGCAAUUACCUGGAGACUUGGAAGUACUCAGCGAGAUCUGUGUUGAGCCAUAGGAGUCCCAGCAAGAAAACCUACUGUCACCUUCAUCUUUGCUUCUACUGGCUGUAAAGGAGGAAGCAUGAAUCCUGCCCUGCCUUGGAUCAUUCCUCUUGGAUGUGUACUGCUCCUGACAGUGACAGCUGAAUGCUUUAUCUUGCCCAACUCAAGUCACCUGGAGAGCAUCCUGAGUAAAUAUCGGGAUGGGGAAGCUCACUCCAGAUCCAAGAGAGCCAUUUUAUUCUCAGACAGACAGGAGAUCCUGAUGCUCCACAAUAAAUUGAGAGGUCAAGUUUACCCAGUGGCCUCUAAUAUGGAAUACAUGACCUGGGAUGAUGAGCUGGAAAGAUCAGCCCAGGCCUGGGCUCAGCAGUGCAUCUGGGACCACGGGCCCAGUGACCUCAUCAGGUCCAUCGGGCAGAACUUGGCGGUUCACUGGGGCAGGUAUCGAUCCCCAGCUUUCCACGUCCAAUCUUGGUAUGAUGAAGUCAAAGAUUACACAUUCCCUCAUCCUCACGAGUGCAACCCGUGGUGCCCGGACAAGUGCACAGGCUCUAUGUGCACGCACUACACCCAGAUAGUCUGGGCCACGACCAACAAGAUUGGCUGUGCUGUCAACGUCUGCAAGCAGAUGAAUGUCUGGGGAGAAAUCUGGGAGAACGCUGUCUACCUGGUCUGCAACUACUCCCCCAAGGGCAACUGGAUCGGAGAAGCUCCGUACAAGACCGGCCGUCCCUGCUCCGAGUGCCCCCCAAGCUAUGGAGGAGGCUGCCAGAACAACCUCUGCUACAAAGCACAAGUCAUUACCUGUGAAACCAAGAUGAGAGACAAAUGCAGAGGCUCAACAUGCAACAGGUAUUUGUGCCCAGCUGGCUGCUUGUACAGCAAGGGAAAGAUCUUUGGAACAUUUUAUUAUGAAAGUUCAUCAAGCAUUUGUCGUGCUGCCAUCCAUUAUGGCAUCCUGGAUAACGAAGGAGGGCUGGUGGAUAUCACGAGGAAGGGGAGAACACCUGCUUUUGUGAAGUCCACCAGGAACGGCGUGGAGUCUUUUAGGAAAAGUAAACCUUCAAACGCGUUCAUGGUUUCCAAAGUCACGACACAGACACUGGAUUGUUACACCACGGUAGCUGAGUUGUGCCACUUCAAAAAGCCAGCGAGUCACUGCCCCAGGAUUUAUUGUCCAGCCCACUGUAAAGAUGAGCCAUCGUACUGGGCACCCGUGUUUGGCACCAACGUUUAUGCAGAUAGCUCCAGUAUCUGCAAAACUGCAGUGCAUGCAGGAGUCAUUUCAGAUGAAAGAGGUGGCUUUGUGGAUGUGAUGCCUGUAGAAAAGAAGAAGAGUUACGUUGGCUCCUUAAAGAAUGGCGUCCAGUCGGAGAGCUUGAAGAAUCCUUCAGAUGGCAAUGCCUUCCGAAUUUUUGCUGUGAAGCAGUAAAUUCCCAGGGAAGGUGCAGGUUUCUUUGGGAGAGCGCUCUGUCGACCUCCGGAGACGCGAAAGCUCCUCUGACGGCAUCAGCUCUGACCGUACCCUCCUUGCCGAUCUCUUUCAGGGAAUUCUAAAAGAAAAGGGACAC
Neopelma chrysocephalum (saffron-crested tyrant-manakin) is the source of this 1899-nucleotide messenger RNA. RefSeq names its product cysteine rich secretory protein LCCL domain containing 2 (gene CRISPLD2). The transcript is spliced from 14 exons. Bases 408 to 1760 code for a protein of 450 amino acids. Gene Ontology annotation, cellular component: extracellular region. NCBI's taxonomy places the organism in Eukaryota, Metazoa, Chordata, Aves, Passeriformes, Pipridae. The record is from RefSeq and is a predicted model, not a curated record.